CACAAACACGUCUGAGCUGGCCAGUGACUUGCCCUGGUCUUGUUUGACUAGCUUUCCGUCCACACCCAGUGGCGCCCCCCCUACCCCCUUCUGUGGAGUUGGGUUGGAGUCAGGAAUCCCAAGCAGGCUCGGCACUAUUUUGGGUGGUGUAGACCCCGCCCCCCACCUCCGACCGAGCCCCGGCUGUCCAGGCAGCUGGAGGGGUCGCUGCACCUCGGAUCAGGGCCGCCGACGCCUCUGCAGCCAUGUCAGGCCGCUCGGUGCCACAUGCCCACCCGGCCACCACCGAGUACGAAUUCGCCAACCCCAGCCGCCUGGGCGAGCAGCGCUUCGGCGAAGGCCUCCUGCCCGAAGAGAUCCUGACCCCCACCCUCUACCACGGCUACUACGUGCGGCCCCGGGCCGCCGCGGCUGGGGGGGGCGGCAGGGCCGGGGCCUCCGAGCUCAGGCUCAGUGAGGGCAAAUUUCAGGCCUUUCUGGAUGUGAGCCACUUCACCCCAGAUGAGGUGACCGUGAGGACUGUGGACAACCUGCUGGAGGUGUCUGCCCGGCACCCCCAGCGCCUGGACCGCCACGGCUUCGUGUCCCGAGAGUUCUGCCGCACCUACGUCCUGCCUGCGGACGUGGACCCCUGGCGGGUCCGCGCCGCUCUCUCCCACGACGGCAUCCUUAACCUGGAGGCGCCUCGGGGCGGCCGGCAUUUGGACACGGAGGUCAACGAGGUCUACAUCUCCCUGCUCCCUGCGCCCCCCGAUCCAGAGGAAGAGGAGGAGGCAAGCAGAGGGGAGUCCUGAGUGCCGCCGAGCCAGCCCCCAGCCAGCCCCCUUCCGCCUCCCACGGUGAUGGGAGCCGCUGCCCACCACCCCAGAGGUAGCAGCAUCCUUGGGGGAAGGGGAACGUGCACGGCCCACGAUGUAUGGUUUGGUCCCUUGAGACAUGUGAAAGCGUUUGUUUAGUCCUGGGUGGAGCUGAAUAAACCCCAAUCUCAGGGCCUUG
Molecule: messenger RNA, 996 nt
Organism: Hyaena hyaena (striped hyena)
Lineage: Eukaryota; Metazoa; Chordata; Mammalia; Carnivora; Hyaenidae
Gene: HSPB2
Product: heat shock protein family B (small) member 2
Exons: 3
Coding region: 246-794 (182 amino acids)
Biological process (GO): response to heat; protein refolding
Molecular function (GO): protein folding chaperone; structural constituent of eye lens
Source: RefSeq, a predicted model, not a curated record